Molecule: messenger RNA, 1919 nt
Organism: Mizuhopecten yessoensis (Yesso scallop)
Lineage: Eukaryota; Metazoa; Mollusca; Bivalvia; Pectinida; Pectinidae
Exons: 12
Coding region: 180-1919 (579 amino acids)
Source: RefSeq, a predicted model, not a curated record
CUAACAGUAAUUUGAAAAGAGUCUGUUGGUUAUCUCUCUCUGUAUGGGAUCCUGGGUGAAGUCACGAUGUUUUUGCAGGCUUUUACCAGCAACAAGCCUUCUAUGGCAAUACAGAGCUGAACCUUCCAGUGCGCCCUAAUGUUCUACCUGUACCAACAUUUUAUCCACCAGCACAGGUCAUGGUUACACCACCACCUUCAAACACAAGACCAUCAACAACUGUACCAAGGAAACUGGAAUUCUUGUCCCCCAGUACCGAAUUUGAAGAGAGACACUAUUUGGAGAAAGUUCCAAAUUCAAACGUACACGACAGGAAGGUAUAUAAGGAAGGAAGAAGUUUCCUAAAUGCUGUUAUAAGAGGAGGUGUUCAGAAAUAUGAUGUCAAAGGGAUGCGUGACCGACAAGUCAGAGACCUGAUGUUGUUUGUAAAGCAGAUGUGUCCCAACUUGAUUUUUGAACGUACCGGAACAGCAAAAUCAAUCAGAAAAAAGAUAUCAAGGCAUUUGAUGUUUCUGAAAACUUUACGUUCUGACAAGCUGUACAGCGAUCCACCUGUCCAGAGAGGGCGAGAGUUCCUAGCAACAGAACUGCUAGAGUUUGAACAAGUACCGGUGCCCAGAGAGGAGCUGCAGUACAAUACUGAAGUAUCUCUUUUCUGUGACGGUCAUGCUGUGGCAAUAGCAGCUGUUAUAAGCUACCCUGUUGUGAAAAAUGAUAUGGAAGAAGCAUUGAAAGACAAGUAUGUCCAUCUCAUUUUGAGAAAGACGAGGAGAGGAUCCAUAGUAGAUCCUUUACCAUACAAUAAAGAUAGGAGAACAUGGGCCCAGAUCAAGAAAGGAAAUACCAUCAUUUGGCCUGUGGAUGACAUUUGCAAAGUGGCUUUGUACCAAGAGAAUGUUCUAGCUGAAAAAACUAUCCGACUGCAGAUCCAAAGGGAAAUAAGACGCAAUUCAAAAGCCCAGGGAAGAGGCAACCAGGAAGCAAAUGAUGAAGCAAACCGCCAAGGUGUAAAUGAUGAUGACGAUGGAAUGGAUAUCGAAAACCAUCAGGAUGGAGGAGCAAAUCAGGAGGCUGAUAAUGGGGACAUGACCAACUACCCUGAUGAUCUGGUGCAUCUAGACGUGGCAAGGGGUUUUGGUUGGAUGGAUGAAGAAGAAAAUGAAGAUGAUGGUGAGGCAAGGGUUUUUGGCCGUGUGGAGGAGGAGGAAAAUGGAGAUGAUUGUGAGGCAAGGGAAGUUGGCCGUGUGGAGGAGGAGGAGGAAAAUGGAGAUGAUGGCGAGGCAAGGGAUUUUGGUCGUGUGGAGGAGGAAAAUGGAGAUGAUGGCGAAGCAAGGGAUUUUGGCCGUGUGGAGGAGGAAAAUGGAGAUGAUGGCGAGGCAAUGGAUUUUGGCCCUGUGGAGAAGGAGGAAAAUGGAGAUGAUGGCGAGGCAAUGGAUUUUCGCUGUGUGGAGGAGGAAAAUGGAGAUGAUGGCGAGGCAAUGGAUUUUGGCCCUGUGGAGAAGGAGGAAAAUGGAGAUGAUGGCGAGAUAAGGGAUUUUGGCUGUGUGGAGGAUGAGGAAGAAAAUGGAGAGGAUGGUGAGGCAAUGGAUUUUGGCUGUGUGGAGGAGGCGGAAAAUGAAGAGGAUGGUGAGGAGGAGGAUAGUGAUGAUGACAACCAAAAUAUUGUUGCGGCAGAAGACAAGGGAGACCAUUCUAGCAAACAAAGGCUGGAGAUUGGAAAAUUUGUGAAAGUGAAAUUUGAGGUGGCAAGAGGAAAGAGAAUAUCUAUUCAACACUUUUCCGGAAUGGUGAUGGAGAAAGACCCGGAAAUUCUGGUUAAAUUUUUAAAAGAUACAACCAAUUCUGCAAUCAAGGUUUGGCCACAUAUUGAGGACAUCUGCAUUGUCGAAAAAGAGGAUCUGAUUAUGCUAGAGUUCUAG